Coregonus clupeaformis (lake whitefish) is the source of this 2072-nucleotide messenger RNA. RefSeq names its product DDB1- and CUL4-associated factor 12. The transcript is spliced from 10 exons. NCBI's taxonomy places the organism in Eukaryota, Metazoa, Chordata, Actinopteri, Salmoniformes, Salmonidae. Bases 324 to 1775 code for a protein of 483 amino acids. Gene Ontology annotation, cellular component: Cul4-RING E3 ubiquitin ligase complex. Gene Ontology annotation, molecular function: protein binding. The record is from RefSeq and is a predicted model, not a curated record.
UGUUGCCGUUGGUGACGCGAUUUGUAAAAAAAGAAGGAUGGAGAAAAUAUAAAAAUAGAGAUGGAGGGGAGCCUUAUAUUUAGCCUCCGCGGAAGCAAAUUUUACUAGGUUAGCUACGCGCGUAGCUAUAGUUUGAGUUUCGGAGGCCGGAGUGGAAACUAACGUUAGCUAGUCAACCUCACCUAUGUGAUCGUCCUUCCUUCCCCGCCGCAUGCGGCUACAGUCAGAGCCAGACAACAAAAUAGCUAAUCGCCAUUAUAUGACCCAGUACCCAGCGUCAUUAUUGCCCUCCAUGUGGGUGAGGGGCUUGUGUGUGUCAGAUUAUGGCGAGAAAAACAGUUAGCAGGAAAAGAAAGGCAGGGGAAUCCAAGGACCAACAACAGUUGGGCUGGUGCCAGUCGGCGUACAAGCGGACACGCGUGUCUUCCUCGUCCCGGCACGCCCAGCAGUGGUGGCGUAGUCUGCGCUCGGUGGUGUGCGCGCUCCGGGGCCGCGAGAUCCGGCCUCAGCAGCAGCAUGAGUGGCGGCUCCAGCGUAGCCUGCGGGGCUUUGCUGCCGGCCGCCUCCCGGGCAUCCUGAAGGAGCAGGAGUUCUCCCUGGGCUGCCUCAACAAGGUGUUCGCCUCGCAGUGGCUCAACCACCGCCAGGUGGUGUGUGGAACCAAGUGCAAUACGCUAUUUGUGGCAGAUGUUCUGACAGGGCAGAUUACCCGCAUUCCCAUGCUGAAGGACCGGCAGGGCCAAGGAGGGGGAUCCGGGGGGAUUGGGGGGACAAUAGGGGCCCCCUUCCUCGGAAGUGGCUCCGGGCUGGACCAGCAAGGCUGUGGGAUCCACGCCAUCGAGCUCAACCCCUCCGGCACUCUGCUGGCCACCGGCGGAGACAACCCCAACAGCCUGGCUGUCUACUGGCUGCCCACCCUGGACCCCGUCUGCGUGGGAGACGAUGGCCAUAAUGACUGGAUCUUCUCCAUUGCAUGGAUCAGCGACAGCAUGGCGGUGUCUGGGUCCCGGGACGGUUCCAUGGGGCUGUGGGAGGUAUCCGAACAGGUGCUGAGCCAGGCUAUGAGACAGCAGGAUGAGGAGGGGGUCCCCUGCUACUCUCACAUCUCCCACCGUGCCCUGAAGGACAUCCCCAAGGAAUACACUAACCCGUACAACUGCAAAGUGCGGGCCCUGGCCUUCAACAACAACCACAAGGAGCUUGGUGCAGUGUCCCUGGAUGGCUAUUUUCACCUUUGGAAGGCAGAGCAAAACUUGAGCAAGCUGCUGUCCACGAAGCUGCCUCACUGCAAGGAGAAUGUGUGUCUGGCGUACGGUCAGGACUGGUCGGUGUACGCAGUGGGCUCUCAGGCCCAUGUGUCCUUCCUGGACCCCCGGCAGCCCACUCACAACAUCAAAUCAGUCAGUUCCCGGGAGAGAGGAAGCGAGGCAACACGAGGCAUCCGCUCUGUGAGUUUCUAUGAGCACAUAGUGACAGUGGGCACGGGACAGGGCUCUCUGCUCUUCUAUGACAUCAGAGCCCAGAGGUUCUUGGAGGACCCUUCCAGCCCGGCCAGCGGGUUCCGUCAGCGCCCAGGAGAGGGGAUCCUUAAACUCACCACAGGGAAGGGCUGGCUGAAUCACGACGAGACGUGGCGGAGCUACUUCUCGGACAUUAACUCGUUCCCCAACGCUGUGUACACACACUGCUACGACGACUCUGGCACCAAGCUGUUUGUGGCCGGCGGACCGCUGUGCUCGGGCCUUCACGGCAACUACGCAGGCCUCUGGAGCUAGCCUUCUCUCAUCCAAUGUCUCGCCAUUUCUCCUUACCCCACCACAGUCCCCCCCUCUGCUCCUCCUUUUGGUGUUACUCACUUAGUCAUCCCUUCAGUCUUGUCCCUCCCUCCCUCCCUCCCUCCCCACCAUCUUGUCACCACCUCUUUGUUGCAUCCCUUCAUCCUCCCUUGCACUUUGUCCUGUCUUCUUUCAGUUCCCUAAUCUCUGCUCCCCCUUUGUUUUAGAUACAGUGCAUUCGGAAAGUAUUCAGACCCCUUGACUUUUCCCACAUUUUGUUACGUUACAGCCUUACUC